UUCUUGCCAGCCGCCACCAUGCCCAAUUCAACGGAGGUUGAUAUACGAGAACGCAUAUACUGGGCAACUUCUGUUUUAGCGUUUAUCGACAACCGAGGUCCACAAACGUCACCAAUGCAUGCCUUCACUUCUUCUAUUGGAUCUCAUACAGACACAUCCGACUCUCGAGUAGAGGCCUUGAACAACUUCUGCAUUCUUCUCUCUCGAGGAACCGAGAAAGAAUCCCACCAUUCCGUCCUGGUGGGUCCAAGGCUCGCCCAGUCUUUUUCAAUAGUAGUUGUGGUAAGCCGGACUCAUGACCCUACCGCUCAAACCAGGCCAGCGGCUCAAAAUUACGAGCAGCAUAUUCGAGUUGACAAGCGAAUCAUUUCACCUGCUGAAUGCGCCACUAUUGAUGAUAUACUGAAGAUAGAUCCCACUAUUGUGGAUUUUCACCACUACGUCCAAAUGGCGAUCAGAGCUCUCAAAUGGGGUGCUGAGAACCAAUCUCUGCAAGAUCAAGUCUCCCUCUUCUUCCUCUCACACUGCUUUCCCAAGAUCAAAAGACGGUUCACCUUCGUAGACCGAGCCUACUUUCACGACAACUCUCUCGCUGAAUGGAAAUAUCAAGAUGGCGACGAACCAUUCGCGGACUCGAAAAUACAUAUUGGUCAUCCCGAACUCCAGCAACUUUUGCGAAACCUUCAGAUACCGCAAGACGUUAAAAACCGCUUCGACUUCACUGAAGAGUUGUCCACGAAAUGGUUCCAAGCUAUUCUGACCCUUUUCAAGGUCUAUCGGACGGGGUUCGACGACGUCAGGCCUAAUAUUUCAUCCAUUCUUUGUGCUUCCACAAUGUCAUCUUUGUUGCUUCGCAAGAUACCGGAGAUCUUUUGGAGACUCGAAAGCCUGAACCAAGCUUUAGGCAACUCGCGGUUGAACGCCGAACAGAGAUGGUACACUGAGAACAAGAGAGAUAUUCCUGACUCUCCGAUAGAGAUGUCUGUUGACCCGAUCGAUAACCUUCAAUUUGUUCAAGGGCAUGGACCAGCGGACACGUCGUCGGAGCAGGAUAGCACAUUGAGUCCGGAGGACGAAGACGAGAUAAAAGAAUGGGAAUCUUUAUUACUGAACAGUGAACUUGGUAUACAUACAUACGCUGCUCCUAUGAUCAACCGCACACCACUAAACAGACUUACAGUGGAAAAACUCGAAAAGCAAAGUAUCCCCUAUCAAAGCCAACUGUUCGUCGCUUCUAUUGAAUCCGUCAACUCUUGGACGAGGGCUGUUGCAAGUAUAUGUCGCAGAAGAUACCUCUGCCAAGCCCGAAUACACCUUGACGUCAAGAUCUUUGAGAUACCAGGAAUGCCCCUACGUGACCCCACACCCUCAGAAGUUGAAGCUCUUCGAAGGAGAUGGACACAACAGCUGACUGUUGGACAGCUGUCGAACUUUCAAACAAUUCUGGCGACAACACGCGGUUCAAAAACGCCCAGGCCGGGCUGCCAUAGUGAAGCGGUUAUUAUGGCCGUCUUCCUAUGCAAAGAAGCGGCUGACGAGUUAGAUAAACUUCCUCCAAAGGUCCGCGAAGCAUUUCGAGAUAUCAUAGAGUUGAAUCAGCACUACAAUUAUGGUGAACAGGACUACAUACCGAUCGGGGUGUCAACACCAAUAUGUGCAACGUGUCGCCUCUUCGAACGUUCACUUUUCUGGAACGCCCAUAUGACGUUUGGUUGCGCAUCCCGUACCGGAAAAUGUGCACCGUGGAUUCCACCCUCUUGGACGCCAAAACAGAACUUGAUUGAGUUGGAGUCUGCUUUACUAGAAAAAUUAAUGGAUAAACUGCCGCAUACGAGCUGGUAGUAGCUUUGGGUUUACUGGCAUAAUUAACGGGACAAGCAUCUCUUCAUAAUGUAACAUCUAUCCCA
This is a messenger RNA of Marasmius oreades (fairy-ring Marasmius), 1907 nucleotides long. RefSeq lists its product as uncharacterized. NCBI's taxonomy places the organism in Eukaryota, Fungi, Basidiomycota, Agaricomycetes, Agaricales, Marasmiaceae. Bases 19 to 1842 code for a protein of 607 amino acids. The transcript has 6 exons. The record is from RefSeq and is a predicted model, not a curated record.